Messenger RNA from Labrus mixtus (cuckoo wrasse), 3164 nucleotides. RefSeq names its product thioredoxin-related transmembrane protein 2b (gene tmx2b). Bases 104 to 1027 code for a protein of 307 amino acids. Gene Ontology annotation, molecular function: disulfide oxidoreductase activity. NCBI's taxonomy places the organism in Eukaryota, Metazoa, Chordata, Actinopteri, Labriformes, Labridae. The record is from RefSeq and is a predicted model, not a curated record. Gene Ontology annotation, cellular component: membrane-bounded organelle. Gene Ontology annotation, biological process: brain development. The transcript has 8 exons.
ACGCUGAGCAUUCAUUUUACGCUAGCGGCGCUACCUCCGGUUACCUCGGCCUUGUCGGGGAAGGAUUCCUGUUUCAUUUUUUGUGUGGCACUAAGAUAGAAAAAUGGCCCUACUAACGCCGCUGUUUGCUUUCUUGUAUCACCUGCCGCUGGUGUACAAGUGGCUGCUGAAGCCUUACUAUGUAUCUUCUCUCUUCAUGUCUGUAGCAUUUUUAGCUGUCCGCAAGACGCCUGGUAUCUGCGACCAUCUGUCCUCCCAGCGAGAGGACGGCAACCCCUGCGACUUCGACUGGAGAGAAGUGGAGAUCCUCAUGUUCCUCAGUGCCAUCGUCAUGAUGAAAAACAGACGAGCGAUUACCGUGGAGCAACACGUGGGCAACAUCAUCCUGUUCAGCAAAGUGGCUAACGUCAUCCUGUUCUUCAGACUGGACAUCAGGAUGGGACUGCUCUACCUGACGCUCUGCAUCGUGUGUAUGAUGACCUGUAAGCCUCCUCUUUACAUGGGACCCGAGUACAUCAAAUACUUCAGCGACAAAACCAUCGACGAUGAGCUGGACAGAGACAGUCGUGUGACGUGGAUCGUUGAAUUUUUCGCCAACUGGUCUCCAGAGUGUCAGUCCUUUGCUUCAGUAUACGCUGAUCUCUCUCUAAAGUAUAACUGUGCCGGUCUAAAGUUUGGCAAAGUGGACAUCGGGCGUUACGGAGAGGUCUCGAAGAAGUACAGGGUUUCUACGUCCCCGCUGUCCAAACAGCUCCCCUCCCUGGUGUUGUUUCAGGGGGGGAAGGAGGUGAUGCGGCGCCCCCAGGUGGACAAGAAGUGCAGAGCGGUGUCAUGGAGCUUCACUGAGGAGAACAUCAUCCGAGAGUUCAACCUGAACGAACUGUACCAGAAGUCCAAGAAGCUCAACAAGAACAAAGGAGAAAAGCUCAGCCAAUCACAGUUCCCCCCGGUCCCCGAGGAGGAGGAGCCAGAGCAGCAGGUAGACGAUGCCCAGGAGGAGGAGCCAGAGUCCAAGAAGGACAAAUAAAGACGGUUUGUGUCUUUCACCUCGGACUUGUUCUGGAUAAAAACAUGUGGCUGCUCUUCAAAGUGUUCCGUUUGUUUGAAUGAGAAUAAGACUGAUGUCACCAUCGAUCAACCCUCCCCCUCCUCCUCCUUCUCCUCUUCUUCCUCCUUCUCCUCUUACUGGAAAUAUCACAACAAAAGAAAAGUCCAGACCUUCAUAUUUUUUUUGUUUCAGACCUGUCAGAGUCCCCGGACUGUUGUUUUAUUAUUUGCUUGUUUCUCUUCAGCAACAUUUUCCUCUAAACCUUCUUUAAAAAAACUCGACCUUGGUGCAGCUGCAGUGACCUUGCGUUAUCUUUCUCGUCAUUAGAAAACAAAUAGAACACUUUAGCGGAGGAGCAAACUGGAGAUUUCGCAGCAGGGUGUCAUUUUAAAACCUGGUCCAGUGUUUCAACAUCAGACCAGGAAACGUGCAGUGCAGACAUUCAGAUCAGAGAGCUGGACUAAGAAGUGAGACUAAUGGGUAAAUUGGUGUUCAGAGUUUUUAGUAUCAUGAAGCUGGCUCCUCUCUUGUUUUUCAUUCAUAAUUUUGCCAUUGACAUUCCCAGUAAUAACGCCACAAAAGAAGGCCGUGCAGUUAGCGUAGAUCAAACUGUGUGCAUCAGGAAUCUCAUGUACUCGCAUUGUGAUGCAAAGGAGCUAAAACACUUUUAAAAAAUGGCCGAUGCAUCUGAACCUGUUGAACAAAAGUGAAGCCAAAAUACUCCCACGAUGGCCGCUGACAGAUUACACAUUCGGAGUCAAAGUCUGCAAAGUAAGGAAUCAGCUGCUGGAGUCGCUUUAUGACAUCACGCAGCUUCCACUAACUUAUGUUAGUGUUCAUUACGUUUCCUCUCACCGCUCCUCCUCCACUCUAAUCCCACACAGUGCUUCAGGGGCCUCAUUUGUUAACAGAGCUGUCAAUCAUGACAUCAUACAUCUUUUCUAUAGCAUCAAUAACGGAAAAAUGAACACUGACAUAAAUCAGCAUUAGAAGUGACUCUUAACACAGAAACCACGCUUGCGAAAAAUGCUUCUGACAUGAAUUUUAAUUAUAUAGUUUGAACCCUUGUCCGACAUAUUGGGUGCUUAUCACUUCUAUUUGUGUCGCUAUGGUAACGAAACAGAAUACUAGUCAAACUCAAAGUCUAACAAAGACGGGUAAAAACCAGCUUCAUGAUACGUUAUCUCUAACUGGAGCUUCAGGCUUUGUUGAUCCGGAUUCCUCAAAGACGGUUUGGAGAAGGUGAACGUGUCCUGUAGUCCAGCCCUCUCGUCUGAGUCGUCGCUGCACGUUUAUCCUGAUGAAGCUGUGAAGUCUGAGUGAGCGGAGGUUUUUACUGAAAGGGAGCAAUGAAUGUGAUGCGACUUUAAUGUUUCUGAUACAGAUUAUUUUAUGCAACUAAUUUAAUAUUGAGUAGAUUUUUUUUUUUGUAAUUAUUCUAUGAUUAACUGUGUUUUUGUAAAUGAUCCUGUAACUCGAAGGUACACACACACACACACACACACACAGAGUACGCUUUGUGCUGUUAUGGUAAAGUAUUCAACCACAGUGUUCGGGAGGGAUCAGAAAUAUUGAAGCAAAUUCUUGACACAAGAAGUCGAAGAAGAGAUUUUUUUGAGCUUAAUAGAAAAUAACUCGCCUCGUUUUCAUCUGAGGAUUUCGUCGCAGCUGUUACAGCCUAUUUCAUGGCGGCAGGCUGAAGCAGUUCUACAAAUGAACAACUUGCUCACCUAAAACAAAAAGUAUAAAGAGGUUUCAUGUUGAGAACUCCCAGAUUAAAGGAAUAGUCGAACAGCGUCUCUUUUCUGCUGUCAUGAACUAAACUCGGUUCUGCCUCAACUUUAAUCAAAUUUGACUGAUUCACACUCCUUUUGUUUGUCUCAUUGUUUCUUAAAUUCAUUUAAUUUGCUUCUUUAAUAAUGAACCCGUUUGCCGUCUGCUUUCAUCCCUUAACUGCCAAUUUCCAUAUAGUUUGUGCAAGCUGCGUUCAGUCAGCGCCACAGUUUUGCUUGGUCGGAUGCCGUGCGCCCCGCCCCACUGAGUCUGAUUCUGGAGCGUGAGCGCAGCCAUGAGCAGCAACUACAAGAUCACACUGGAAUAAAGAGAAAAAAUAUGU